This is a messenger RNA of Lepus europaeus (European hare), 1021 nucleotides long. RefSeq names its product clathrin light chain B (gene CLTB). The transcript has 5 exons. Bases 126 to 752 code for a protein of 208 amino acids. Gene Ontology annotation, molecular function: clathrin heavy chain binding; structural molecule activity. Gene Ontology annotation, biological process: clathrin-dependent endocytosis; clathrin coat assembly; intracellular protein transport. Gene Ontology annotation, cellular component: clathrin coat of coated pit; postsynaptic endocytic zone cytoplasmic component; plasma membrane. The record is from RefSeq and is a predicted model, not a curated record. NCBI's taxonomy places the organism in Eukaryota, Metazoa, Chordata, Mammalia, Lagomorpha, Leporidae.
AGCCGCAGUGACAGGCGCGCCGGGCCCGGUGGCGGAGAGAGGAAGUCGGGGCCGCCGCGCCGAGGCCGGUCCCGCGGCGGCUCGGGUGACAGCGCCAGGCACGGUUGCAGCAGGCACCGGGGAAGAUGGCUGAGGACUUUGGCUUCUUCCCGCCGUCCGAGAGCGGGGCGGCCGAGGAGGACCCGGCGGCCGCCUUCCUGGCUCAGCAGGAGAGCGAGAUCGCGGGCAUCGAGAACGACGAAGGCUUCGCCGCACCUGCCGCCGGCCAGGUGGCCGCGGCGCCGCCGGGACCCGCGAGCGGGGCUGGUCCUGAGGACAUGGGGACCACGGUCAAUGGGGACCUGUUUCAGGAGGCUAAUGGGCCUGCCGACGGCUACGCUGCCAUCGCCCAGGCUGACAGGCUGACUCAGGAGCCCGAGAGCAUCCGCAGAUGGAGGGAGGAGCAGAAGAAACGGCUGCAAGAGCUGGAUGCCGCCUCUAAGGUGACUGAACAAGAGUGGCGGGAGAAGGCCAAGAAGGACCUGGAGGAGUGGAACCAGCGCCAAAGUGAACAGGUUGAGAAGAACAAGAUCAACAACCGGGCGUCUGAGGAGGCCUUCGUGAAGGAAUCCAAGGAGGAGACUCCAGGCACGGAGUGGGAGAAGGUGGCUCAGCUGUGUGACUUCAACCCCAAGAGCAGCAAGCAGUGCAAAGACGUGUCCCGCCUGCGCUCGGUGCUCAUGUCCUUGAAGCAGACGCCACUGUCCCGCUAGGCGCCUGCCAUAAGUAGAGCCAAGCAGGCCUGGGCUGGGCGCGGGCAGAGGCGCAGCGGUGGCUCUGGCCAGGGAGGGGCUGUCCUCCAGCUGCUGCACAGCCUGGCCCGCUCCUCCCCCUCUGCGGGGGCUGGGAGGAGGGCCCCUCACCCCCCAGCCCCUCUCCUUCCCGGCCCCCCGGCCCAGCCCCUCACACCUCCUCAGUCUGCUCUGUUGUGACUGUCCCUCCUGAUGUAUUUUUUUUCUUGGCUUAAAGGGUGUGUUGUUAA